Molecule: messenger RNA, 1182 nt
Organism: Striga hermonthica
Lineage: Eukaryota; Viridiplantae; Streptophyta; Magnoliopsida; Lamiales; Orobanchaceae
Source: the annotation of a GenBank genome assembly
AUGGGUAGUAGUGAAGUUGAUAAAUCCUCUAAGGAAGGGAAAGAAGAAAAGGAGCCGAAAACACCUGCUGCACAGGAGCAGAGUUCAGCUGCUUCUGGGGCAGUUGCAGCUGAUUGGUCUGGGUUUCAGGCUUAUUCUCCUGUGCCUCCUCCACCCGGGUUCUUAGCUUCAAAUCCACAAGCGCACCCCUACAUAUGGGGAGUCCAACAAUUUAUUCCGCCCUACGGCACUCCACCGCCUCCAUAUGUCAUGUACCCUCAUGGGAGUUAUUAUGCUCAUCCAACUAUGGCUCCGGGAUCUUAUCCGUUCAGUCCCUUUGCUAUGCCUUCUCCAAAUGGCAUUGCCGAAGCCUCUGGUAAUGCUUCAGGCAACAUGGAGGUGGACGGCAAGUCAUCUGAGGCAAAAGGAAAAUUGCCAGUCAAAAGAUCCAAGGGAAGUUUGGGCAGUUUAAAUAUGAUUACUGGGAAAAAUAACGAGCCUGGUAAAACGUCAGGUGCCACUCCAAAUGGUCUACAUUCUAAAAGUGCUGAAAGUGCAAGUGAAGGUUCAAGUGGAGGAAGUGAUACACAUUCCCAAAAUGGUUCGCAAGUAAAAUCCGCUGGCCGGCAAGAUUCAGCAGAACCAUCUCAGAAUGGUAGCACGGGUCACAGUUCCCAAAAUGGAGGACCGAAUAUCUCUCGGCAAAUGGUAAAUCAACCAAUGCAUGUGGUACCAAUUUCAGCAGUGGGUGGUGUUCCUGGGCCCCCUACUAACUUAAAUAUUGGAAUGGAUUAUUGGGGUACAAUCCCCUCGUCUUCUAUUCCUGCAAUGAGGGGUAAGGUGUCUGCUGCACCAGUUGCAGCUGGAAUGGUUACUGCUGGAUCACGAGACAGCAUACAGUCACAGCUAUGGAUUCAGGAUGAAAGAGAGCUGAAAAGACAGAGAAGAAAGCAGUCAAACAGGGAAUCUGCUCGUCGGUCGAGAUUGAGAAAGCAGGCAGAAUGUGAUGAACUGGCCCAGCGUGCUGAAACCUUGAAAAAAGAAAAUGCAACUCUCAAAGCAGAAUUGGCUCAUAUAAAGAGCGAAUACGAGCAACUUCUUGCUCAGAAUACCUCUUUAAAGGAGAGACUAGGUGAGCUUCCUGGUGAAGAAGAACCAAGGUGCAGUCAUGAUGAUCAGCGGUCGAACACUGAUGCUCAAUAA